GGAACUACAAUAUGUAUAUAUACAGCAUGCCAGUUGGCAGCCCUAAUCAAAGAUAAAAUCAAUACCGGCCGUGAUUUGUUUACAAAAUGCUAUAAUUGCAAAAUUUAGUGUAUUUUAAUGAGUUGAAACUGGAAAAUAAAAUGCUUAGAUUUAAUUGUCAAACAAGUGCAAUAUGCCUGCUGCUUCUAAGCGGAGCACUGCCGGCGUUAGCCUCCAAUGGCGAUCGUACACAGUUUUUUCACAAUUGCCGACAAAAUUGCGAACGCACAAAUUGCUCAGCUGACGGCUUGGAAAUACAGGAGCAGGCGAUUAACUUCUAUGGCCAAACGAUAUUCGAUCGCAUCUUCGGUUGGAGCUGUGCGGAUGAGUGCUCCUAUGGCUGCAUGUGGCGCACUGUGUUUGCGUUUCUGGAACGCGGCUGGCCCAUACCACAGUUCUAUGGCAAAUGGCCAUUCCUGCGACUCUUUGGCAUGCAGGAGCCCGCCUCAGUUAUAUUCUCCGUCUUGAAUUUCGUAAUGCAUCUGCGUUUGCUUCGUAAAUUUCGACGGGAAGUGCGUUCCGAUAGUCCCUGCUACAAGUUGGCUCAUAUAUUUGGUUUGACCUGCCUCAAUGGCUGGGUUUGGUCAGCCAUAUUCCAUACGAGGGACUUUCCGCUAACGGAGUUGCUGGAUUACGCUUUUGCGUACUCUAUUAUUCUGUGUUCACUGUACUGCAUGGUGAUGCGUAUGCUGCAUCGUUACUCCCUGUUUUUGCGGGGCGUCAUCACUUUGGCAGUUGUCUCGUACUACAUUAACUACUUUGCCUACUUGAGCGUGGGCAAAUUCAACUAUUCCUUCAACAUGAAGGUGAACAUUGCCACGGGAGUACUUGCAGCUGUGGGUUGGUUUGUCUGGUGCCAUCGGGUUCGUUAUCGCCGGCCCUACUAUAAACGUAUACUGCGAUUUUAUGUGCUAUUUGCGCUGGCUAUGAGCUUGGAACUGCUGGAUUUUCCGCCAAUACUUUGGAUACUCGAUGCACACUCGCUGUGGCAUUUGGCCACAGUGCCUUUAGUCUCUCUGUAUUACGACUUCAUGAUCGAAGAUUGCCAAACGCUGCGCAAGGAGAAGGCAAUGACAGAGGCUUAUCCAUACUUUGACAAGGAUAUUUAAUUUAUUUGAAAAAUAUUUAAAGAAAGUUGAUCAUUAGACUCGCAUUGUACUGUAUUGUAACUUUAUUAUACUUAUGUAUAGAUUACAACAAUUUAAUUCUACA
Drosophila innubila is the source of this 1251-nucleotide messenger RNA. RefSeq names its product post-GPI attachment to proteins factor 3 (gene PGAP3). Gene Ontology annotation, biological process: GPI anchor biosynthetic process. Lineage: Eukaryota; Metazoa; Arthropoda; Insecta; Diptera; Drosophilidae. The coding region runs from base 141 to 1148 and encodes 335 amino acids. The record is from RefSeq and is a predicted model, not a curated record. Gene Ontology annotation, cellular component: endoplasmic reticulum membrane. Gene Ontology annotation, molecular function: hydrolase activity, acting on ester bonds. The transcript is spliced from 4 exons.